Acanthisitta chloris (rifleman) is the source of this 2244-nucleotide messenger RNA. It is a transcript of the gene CEP68, whose product is annotated as centrosomal protein 68kDa. Bases 1 to 2244 code for a protein of 747 amino acids. The record is from RefSeq and is a predicted model, not a curated record. Lineage: Eukaryota; Metazoa; Chordata; Aves; Passeriformes; Acanthisittidae. The transcript is spliced from 6 exons.
AUGGCUGUGGAUGUGGGAAAAUCACCUUCCGAAGCCUCACUGAGUGGGAACGCCGAGGGCGAUGGUAGGUGGGACUGUGCAGAGGUGGAGACAGACUACCCGGAGCUAGCAGACAGCCUGCACCAGCUUUUAGGGGCAGAGGAAGCCAAGCCCUGCCCACAGGGGACAGAAAGUGUGGCAAUGAGCAGAGACAGUCACUUGGCCACUGGUGUUACCCAGGGAGGCUCAAGCUGCCAUCCAGAAGUGUCUUCAGCAUCUGCAUCCAGUUUUCCCAGAGCAAGACCAAGCCUCUCGGAGGAAGAGACACUGAUUUGUAGAGCUGCUGACGGUGGUGAUGCGCCUCAUCGUGUUAGUUGCUGGUUCCUCUCCUCAGAAGAACAGCAGGUGAAGGCAUUGGGCCGUUGGGACCCGGCAUCCAGCCCUUCCAGCCAGCACAGCUCUGCAGAGGAGACCAUCCUUGCUGGCAGCCACCACGAUGCCCAUGUUGGCUAUCACAGACAAAGUCUGGGAGGUCAAUCCCCAUUUCCAUCCACCCCAGAGCUCCUGCGGCCCCAAACGCCGCCCAGCCCCGGGAGCGCCCUGCGGAGCCGCUCCGUGUUGAGCCUCUCCGCUCUGUCCUCAGAGGAGAACGGUCUGUCCGAGGAGCCAUGUGGCAGCUUGGAAGCCAGCACGGGUGUCCCUUCUCCUGCAGCCCCCAGCACUGCCCGGGGGCUGUGCUGCCCAUGGGGUGCAGCAGAAGGCAGAGCCCUGCGGGCGUGUGAGCCCUUCCAUCCUCUGCUGGAUUACCACGCCGCCGUGGGGCGCGUCCGAGAGAUAUCCUCCUACCAAGCUGAUUACUGGGCCUGUGCCAUACCAGAUUCCUUACCCCCAUCUCCAGACCGUCGCUCUCCCCACUGGAACCCCAACAAAGAGUAUGAGGACUUGCUGGAUUAUGCUUAUCCGCUGAAGCCAAGGUACAAGCUGGGCAGGGUGCCAGAGCCUUUCCUCCAUGACUCGGGAAUAGGUUUGGACAGCUUUUCUGUUUCUCCUGGAGCCACGUCGAGGUCCACCAGCAUCUAUGGUCAAGGUGGGCAGGGUCAGGGAAGUGGAAAAAAUGGACUUUGGGGGUUCAUGGCCUCUGCAGAGAAGUUCUCCACACCGAGGCCUGGGAAAAGAGGCCGCUCAGGAGCUGGCUCGUACUACGAACCUUUGCCUAUUGCCAAAGCAUCCAUCUCAAAGGGUACUUCCUCUCGUCCUCCUAGAGGUUUGGCUAAGGAUGUAACAACAGAGCCAGCUGGGCCAAGGUCACCUGGGCGCCCUGCUGGAGAGGGGAGAAGCUGGGAUACCAGAGGGAGCCCUUUCCCAAACUACACAGGGCAGGUGAAAAGCACUAGUAGGUUUUUACCUACCACAGGAGUGCUCCCACUGAGGAAGGAGUGGGAGGGUGAUGAAGAAUUUCUUUCCCUGCCUCCAAGACUGCAGGAGCUGGAAAGGCUGGCUCAGUUUUUAUCCAAUCUUUCCUUAGCUGUAAGGACACCUGGGCAUGACCACCGUAACCUUCCAAGUCACAGCAACAGCAGGCAGACCCAUUCAUCCAGGUUGGCUCCUUUCGGAGAAGCGAGUGGCAGGGAUGGAAGAGGGAAUAUUGGUGGUCAUGCUGGACUGUGGCAACGCUGCAGCUCUCAGAAGCCCAGCUGGGAAAACACAGAAUCAUGUGGCUGGAUCCGUAGGGAUCCUCUGCAGAGGCUUCAUCUGUUGUCUGGUCUGAGGGACACACUGGAUGGGAUGUACCUGGAUGAACCACGGGUCAAGGGGCAUCCGAAGAAGAGGCAGCAGAGUGAGUCCCUUGCCCAGUGUGUUAAGAUGUUUUGCUGCCAGCUGGAAGAGCUGAUCCGCUGGUUGUACGAUGUGGUGGAUGUCACCAACAGUUGGGUGCCACCCUUGCCGGAUGCCGAGAGUGUGACGGCAUCGCUGCAUCGCUACCUGGAGUUCAGGAAGGAUGUGGCUGACCACCGGAGCCUGACAGAGAGUGUGUUGGAGAGGGGAGAAGCUCUCUUGGACUGCAUGGCAUCAAAUACACCAGCUCUGAAAGACACACUGGGUUUGAUUGCCAAACAGUCAGAAGAGCUUGAAAGCCAUGCAGAGCACUUGUACAAGUCCAUUCUAGCUGCUGUGGGUCCUGUGCAGGGCAAGGACACGAUGGAGGAUGAGGAGGGUGCAGCACACAGCUGCUCCAUGGAGAUGCCAAACUAUGUGCUCAGUUAG